AUGGCUGAUAUCUUCGGAGCCGCUGCGGCUGCCACAGCCAUUAUCGGCCAGUCCCUCAACCUGAUCCGAAGAGUGACAUCGACCAUCAAGCACUACAAGAGCCACGACGAGAGGUUGGAAUGUAUUUACAAUGACCUUUCCGGUAUCAUUGAUAUCAUAGAACUUGUCGAAAACCUCGAGCCGCUCAGAACCCCACGAGUCUCCAGCGCUGUGAACAACAUGCUCGGACACGCUGAAAAGCUGGACCUUCACGUCCAGAGCUUGAAGGAAAAGCAUAGCACGAGAUCCCCCGCCCGCCAAGUGAUAAACCAGCUUAUGGAUGGUGCUCAAGACCUGGAAGAUACCAAAAAGAUGGUCGGCGAGCUUACGACGCUCAAGGCCACGCUCAUGCUUGAGAUCCAGGUGGUCAAUAUCCGUCUGUUCGUGGAAAGGGACCAAACACAGCAGAACGAGUCUGGUUGCACUUACGUUUUGAACAAAGCUUUUCUGCAACAGGUCAAUCAAGCUGUCGAGCAAAGACUUGGCAAGGGGAACGGACUCAGGAUACUCGAGCUGCUGCAACGCAAGACUCCAGAUGGUGCGUACUCCAUUCUCCCCUGUCAUCACACAAGAGUUGACCAGUUUCCCUGCACAGGCAAUGGAAUGAUAUGCCUUACGAAGGAAGAGUACGAAGAUCUCGCCUCUUAUCCGUUGGGCGAGAAUGAUGUGAACAGCCAACCAGGCCCGACCCAAGUCUUAGAAAACACGUGCGACGAUCGAGCAUUCCAGGUCAACGGGUCUGUGAGCGAUAUUGGAGCAGAAGUCACCCACGCUCAAACCAUCAAAGGCAACCAGGCACGCGGCCAAAGCAUCCAAAUGAACGGUUCUAUGGACGGGAACGCGCUUGGCCAGAUGCUAGCGUCAAGAAACAAGACGAUGGAAGCCAUCGCCAAGCCACGUCAACGGCAACAGCCACCACCAGUGUAUCAACAGCUGGUCAAUGGGCCCCGUCAAGCACGGGCUUAUUCGCCGAGGCCAAAUUACGGCCUGCGGCGUGCAAACAAGCGCUCAAAUCCCCGUAUUAAUGGGACUCAAGGAACCUUGCCGGCUCUGGGACAGGUCGCCAUGGCUGAGAGACAGGUCUCGGUGGUUGUAUCUCAGUUCAGAGCAGAUGACGAUGGAAGACAUGACAGGAUACUUGAGUCGCUGGACGACAUCUCAUCCAACAGAGAUGGGAGGGCAUCGUAA
This is a messenger RNA of Fusarium vanettenii 77-13-4, 1227 nucleotides long. RefSeq lists its product as uncharacterized. NCBI's taxonomy places the organism in Eukaryota, Fungi, Ascomycota, Sordariomycetes, Hypocreales, Nectriaceae. The record is from RefSeq and is a predicted model, not a curated record. The transcript has 3 exons. The coding region runs from base 1 to 1227 and encodes 408 amino acids.